UUCGUUGCGAACCAGGGAGCAUUUAGGCCUUAUGGAGAGUCCACAAUUGGUCAACAAUCAAUAAAAUAAUUGUUUACAAGAAUGUAACGAGCAAAUUUAUUUUUUAAUGGAAAAAUGUUUGCUUUUGUACUAUUGAGUAUUACUGGAAAAUUGUAAUGCAAAAUAUGGAUCAUUUGAGAAUAUGCAGACUCUGAUCUUCAGGCAUAUGCGAACGCACAUAUUGAAUCAAGUUUCGAGUACUUAUUAUUAAUGUCAUUGAAUUUUGGAAAUAACGAAGCAAAUCGAAUUGGUUUUUAAAAGGAUUGCACUGCAAAUUAUCCGAUAAUGCUUGACAGAAGGCUAUUAUCGUUAUGAUUCAAUUUAUCACCAAGUGAAGUGGAACAAUGAAUUUAAAUCAAUUGCCACAUUUCAAGAAAUGGCCGAAGAAGCAUUGAGACUUUACGCACAAACGAAAAAUCAUCCCAAACAAGACGUAGCAGUUGCACAUUAUUUGGAAGAAGAAUUCAUGGAACCACAAGCCGAUUGUAUUCGAAAAUUGGCAGGUCACUACAAUGACGACAAAAAUAUUCUACAAGUUCGCGAUGUAUUUCUCUUCAAUGAAUAUGAUAGACUUUUUUUUAUAAAAUUCAAUUAAGAAUUAAAUUAAUUCACUUCUUGUGAUUUUGUCAUUUAAUAUAUUUUCGUUACUCUAUCAAUUAUUGUUUUUCAAAUUUCGAAAAAUUUUAAUUAA
Leptopilina heterotoma is the source of this 730-nucleotide messenger RNA. RefSeq lists its product as uncharacterized. The transcript has 2 exons. The record is from RefSeq and is a predicted model, not a curated record. Lineage: Eukaryota; Metazoa; Arthropoda; Insecta; Hymenoptera; Figitidae. The coding region runs from base 416 to 634 and encodes 72 amino acids.